AUGACCGCCGUCACUGAGCGCAACCGAUUCACAGAAAUCGUCUUCGCGGCGCUGCUGCUUUCCGCGUCGCUCCGCAUCUGGCUCGAUCUGCGCGUCCACGCGCCGCGGCCCGCCGACCUCCCCUGCCGGAAUGACGACUCGCUUCAGCCGGCCGACCAAUCGGCGUCAUCCGCGUCAGCAUACAUCAACGACAGCGUCGUAGCGCUGCCGGGCCGCGCGUGGCGGUUGCCAGCGGGGGUGGCGCGGGCGUACGGCGGGCUGGGCGACGGCAAGGUGGACCCGGCGCGGUUCCGCCUGCACGUGAAGGUACUCGUCUUCGACCGCCCCGCGUACGCGCUCCGCUGCCUGCGCGCGCUGGCGGCGGCGCUGUACGACGCGGAGCCCGUCCAUCUGGACGUCUUCGUCGACCACCCCUUCGCGCUGCGCGCCGACGCCGCGCCUUGGUCGCCGCGCGCCGCAAGACGCGUGGCGGCCUCCCAUUCCCUAAUGGCGCAGAUCGACGCGUUCGCGUGGCCGCACGGGCCGAAGCGCGUGAUGUACCGAUCGCAGAGCGCGGGCGUGCAGGGCCAGUGGGUGGAGGCGUGGUGGCCGGAGAGCCUCGCUGACGUGGCGCUGAUGGUGGAGGACCACGUGGUGGUGUCCCCGCUGUACUACCGCUACCUGAAGCGCCUCCUGGCGCGCUACUACUUCCGCCGCGCGGACUUCGACCCGCACGUGCUGGGCGUGUCGCUGCAGCGCCAGUCCUUCGUGCCCGGGCUGGGCGCCGACCCGCUCCCCCCGCUGGCGCAAGGCGCGCCGUUCCUGUACGCCGUGACGGGCACGUGGGGGCAGGCGCUGCUGCCGGGGCCGUGGCGGCAGUUCCGCCUGUGGCUGGACGAGCGGCGGUACAACGGCAGCAGACAGCCCCUUGUGGGCGGGCUCAAGACCACCCAGUGGUUCCGUGACAAGGGCAACAGGAGGUGGUCGCCGUGGGCCAUCAAGUGGGCGCACAGCAGCGCCAUGCUCUCACUCUACCCGCCCCUCCCCGCCAACCUCUCCCUCGCCUUCCCCCUCAAGCGCGCCGCGCCCCCCUCUGACGCCCCCCUCGUGCCACUGCUCCCGGGGAUGGCCACACCUGGGGGGAGGGCUGCUGGUGGGGGCGCGGGUGGGGGGAGCGGGGGCAGUGGGGGAGGGGGCGGGGAGGGGGGAGUGGAGGGCGCGGUGAGGGCGUGGAUGGAGGGGCCGCUGCCGGGCAUGGCGCGGGUGAGGCGCUUCGACCUGUGUGCUCGCGAGCUGCCGCACCUCCCCGUGGGGCACUCCCUGCCCGACCUGCACUCCCUCCUCUCCGCCGUCGCCCAGGACAAGCGGGUAUCGCUGGUGGUGGUGCCGAGGGGCGGCAGGGACGAGGUCAACAACUGGCUCUGCCACCUGGACGGCAGCGGACUGCGCUCAUUCGUCCUCAUCGUCCCCCACGCCAGCCUGGCAGCUGAGCUGUCCGCACGAGGUUUCGCUGCCUUCCACCUGCCGCCACUCAGCAGACGCCAGGUGGCGCAGGGACUAGGGCAGCUGGCAGCAAGGGGAGGGGUGAAAGCAGUGAGGGAGAAGGAGGGGUUAGAGGAGGAGGAGGGUGAGGAGGUGGAUACUGGCGGGCAAGUGGAGGGGGAGGGCGAAUUGGAGGAGCAGGAGGGUGAGGAGGAAGGGGGGGAGGGAGGGGGAGCGCGCAGCAGGUGGACGGCGAGGCACAUAGAGGUGGUGGUGGCAGCGCUGUCGCAGGGCUUUGAUGUGUCUCUUAGCAACGUGGAUGCCGUGUGGAGAGGCGACCCCAUGGCCACUGAGGCCCUCGGGCUCAUCCCUGCUGACGUGGACAUGUGGGGCCACCUUGACACUGCUGACGUGGCAUCCAGCUUCUUUGUGAUUCGUUCCCGUGCCGCUACAGUCUCGGCGUGGGGCCAGCUGGCUAAGCUGUGUGCGCAGGCGCCCAAGGGGGGAAGCAAGGGGGACUUGGACAAGGCGGAGGUGGGGUGUGGGGAGCCAGGGAGUGGCGUGCAGCAGAAGCAGAUGCGGGUGCUGCUGACUCAGGCAAUGCAUUUCAGGGAGGUGGAUUCGAUACCCUUUGGACGCGAUGGCGCAGUGCGUGUGCCCAAGGGAACGUUGCUGCCUGCUCUACUGCCACCUCAAUUCGCAACAAAAGGGAAGAAAAUCAGAACCAUCCAUUCCGCAGGCCCGGCCUUCAAGCGCCCGUGGCAUCGACCGCCGCCAUCGCCGCGCGGAGUGAAGGCGCUGCGAGUCCGCGCCGCGCUGAGCCUCGAUGCCGCGCGAAACACCGCGGCGGUCGACCCCUUCUCGUUGCUCUCUGCCGUUCCGCCGCUCCGCGCGCCGUCUCUGGAGGAGGGCGCAAUGUGCAUGACGAUGGGGGAGAGCCUCGCCGUCGCGGUCGAGGCGGCAGGCGGAACCCGCCGGGCGGAAGAAGGAUAUCCGGGCGCGGCUUGCGCUGCUGACGACGCGCCACUGACGCCCAGCCGCCUGGCGUCCCGGCUAGGCGUGCUCUUCUUAUCGGCCGCCGCGGCAGCAGCGGCGGGAACUAGCAUGCCCGCGCAGGCCGUGCAGGCGGAAGCAGUGCGGGCGGAAGCCGUUCAGGCGGAAACAGCUUGGGCGGAGGCAGUGCAGGCGGAGGCAGCAGCGACAGCAGUGACGGCUCCCGAGGCAGAACGCCAGAGCGCAGAAGUGGCGUGGCAGCUGCCGCCUGUAGCGGUGGUUGCUGCUACAGCUGUGCCGGCUGUCGGUCCAGGUGGCGGCAGUCGUAGUCCACGUAAGCAGACAGCUCAGCAGCACGUGGCCGCGCUGGAGGGGCGCAUGCAGCGGAUGAUGGCGUGGGUGCGCCAGGGCAGGCGGGGGCGGGCGGAAGAAACGGGGGAAGCGGGGCGCGAGGGGCAAUCAACGGCUGCGCAGCAGGCCGAGCUGCGGCGGCGAGUGGCGGGGGUGGUGGAGGGGCGCAGGGCCACUAGGCGCAAGCAGCGUGGGGGAGGUGGGGAUGGCUCAGGGGGGCGAGGAGCCGUGGGCUUGGAGGAGGAGGGCAGUGGAGUGGGAGGAGCGCGGUUGAGAGCGAUGGGAGGAGAGGGAGUGCGGUUAAGCGACGGUCCGGAGUGGCUGAAGGGGGUGGCAGAGCAGUACGGCAUGGCGCUGCCGGCAGCUGUGGGGGCCACCAGGGGUGGAGCAACCACGGCCGCAGCUGCCGAUCCAGCAGCAGCGGCGGCAGCAGCGGUGGUGGCGGGGAGGGUGCUGGCGGCGCUGAGGCAGGCGGAGCAGUCCACUCGCGCUGCACCAGCACACCCCGCCACAGCACCCGCCUCCACGCCCCCGCGCGCGGCAGCAGCCCCUGAGAGCAGGGCGCAGGCGCUGCAGGCGGCGCUAUCGCCCCUGGAACAGAAGCUGGUGGCCGCCACCUUGGUGUGCCUCAUGCAUCAUGCCCCUCGUCCCUCGUCCCUCUCAUACGGCGUGCCCCUCGCCCGUCUCCUCUGUGUCUAUGUGUCUCUAUGUGUGUGCGUGGUGCAUGAUGGCGGUGGAGCGCAGGAGGAGGCGGAGGCGGCUUGGCAGCGGUACGAGGCGGCGGUGCAGUGGACGGAGGGGCGCCUCUCAGCGCUCGCCACGCUCGCCCUCACCACCGCCACCCACCCGCCCUCAUCCUCCCUCGCCGCCUCCCGCACCCACCUGCUCUCCUCCCUCGCCUUCGCCCAGAAGCGAGCAGCUGAGGAGGAGCAGCGGGUCACCCAGCUGCGCCAGCAGCUCAGCAACAGCCGCACGCUCUCACAACCCUCCUCUUCCUCUUCCGCAUCCUCAUCCUCCUCACCCCUCUCCACCGCACUGCCUCCUUUCCAAUCUACCAUAGCGCAACCUGCGCCCCCAUCGCUCCUGGCCACACCGUCAUCGACACCAGCGCUCCCCUCCUCGUCGCUCGCGCCCCAACUACCGGUGCCGCGCUCGCUGUCGCAGCCGUCACGGGCGCUCUCCCACGCUUCAUGGUGCCCCACUGAGGCUGCUCACACCACUCAGCCCUUGGCCCAUGACAGCACGAGCCUCGCCAGCACGCAUGCUGCCCUGAGCAUUCUCCAGCAGGUGCGCUUUGUUGCACUCCCUCACGCAUCAGAUGCCUCUGUCCAUCUCAUUGUACCUGCCCAUACCUCACAGCACCGUGCUCAUGCCAUGCUCUCUGCUCAUUUCCUCCCUUUCCUUCCCCAGGCGCCAGUGCUGGUGGAGGGAGCAGGGGGGGGCGAGUGGGCGAGGGAGUUUGUGGCGGAGUCGGUGGCCAGGGAGCUCAGCAAGCGCCGCACCGCCCAUGGCCAUGCCACGUGA
This is a messenger RNA of Closterium sp. Naga37s-1, 4329 nucleotides long. The record is from the annotation of a GenBank genome assembly. Lineage: Eukaryota; Viridiplantae; Streptophyta; Zygnematophyceae; Desmidiales; Closteriaceae.